AUGAUCCCUACCACAGGUACUGGUGCUUGGGAGAGUGCACUUACAAAUACAUUAUCUCCUGGAGACCGGAUUGUAUCUUUCCUGAUUGGCCAAUUCAGUUUGCUAUGGAUUGAUCAGCAGCAGCGCCUUAAUUUCAAGGUGGAUGUUGUAGAAAGUGAAUGGGGCCAAGGUGCCAACCUUGACAUUCUGGCAUCAAAACUUGCAGAAGAUACUGCGCACACUAUAAAAGCAAUAUGCAUUGUUCACAAUGAAACCGCCACUGGAGUUACUAAUAACUUAGCUCAAGUGAGAAGAAUACUUGAUGAGUACAGGCAUCCAGCUCUCUUUCUUGUUGAUGGAGUGUCUUCCAUAUGUGCUCUUGACUUCCGUAUGGAUGAAUGGGGAGUAGAUGUAGCUUUAACUGGUUCUCAGAAAGCUCUUUCUCUCCCCACUGGCAUUGGGAUUGUGUGUGCAAGCCCAAAAGCUCUAGAGGCAUCUAGAACUGCAAAGUCAGUAAGAGUAUUCUUCGACUGGAAUGAUUACUUGAAGUUCUAUAAGUUGGGAACAUACUGGCCAUAUACCCCUUCCAUCCAGUUGCUAUAUGGACUGCGCACAGCACUUGAUCUUAUUUUUGAGGAAGGACUUGACAACGUGAUUGCAAGACACAGCCGUUUGGGAAAAGCAACAAGGGAUUGCUAUUCGUGUCCCAAUUUCGCUUGCUGUGGAGGCAUGGGGCUUGAAGAACUGCACCCAAAUACAGAAAUUGUGAGAAGGGCAUGGAAAAGAUACAAUUUGAGCUUAGGCCUAGGCCUAAACAAAAUAGCUGGCAAGGUUUUCAGAAUAGGGCAUCUUGGCCAUCUGAAUGAGUUGCAAUUGUUGGGUUGUCUUGCUGGUGUCGAGAUGGUACUUAGGGACGUGGGCUACCCUGUUAAGCUAGGAAGCGGAGUUGCAGCUGCUAGUGCAUACUUUCAGAACAACACCCCUCUGAUCCCUUCCAGGAUUUGA
Molecule: messenger RNA, 984 nt
Organism: Prunus armeniaca (apricot)
Lineage: Eukaryota; Viridiplantae; Streptophyta; Magnoliopsida; Rosales; Rosaceae
Source: the annotation of a GenBank genome assembly